Saccostrea cuccullata (small rock oyster) is the source of this 942-nucleotide messenger RNA. RefSeq names its product protein lin-41-like. NCBI's taxonomy places the organism in Eukaryota, Metazoa, Mollusca, Bivalvia, Ostreida, Ostreidae. The record is from RefSeq and is a predicted model, not a curated record. Gene Ontology annotation, biological process: protein polyubiquitination; proteasome-mediated ubiquitin-dependent protein catabolic process; negative regulation of translation. Bases 134 to 937 code for a protein of 267 amino acids. Gene Ontology annotation, molecular function: protein binding; translation repressor activity; ubiquitin protein ligase activity. The transcript has 2 exons.
UAUUUAAAAAAUAAAAAAAAAAUUUGGACGUGACUCAAGUCACUGAGCCAAUCCGGAAAUAAGUAAAGAGAAAGUAGUUUUCCUACAAGCCCAUGAUCUUAAAGAGAUCUCUUAACUUUAAAGUUGCAAAGAUAUGUCUGACGAACCCUCUCUCAUCGACACGAUACAAACUGGGUAUAGUGGCCUACGCUGCCUAGUCUGUGUCAAUGACGAAAAAUUCUGGACUCGUGGGGAGAAAAGCAUCAUGAAACUGUACAACAUUCAUGGAAUUCUUCUAAAGUCAAUUGAAACCAAGUCUGGGGAGAGACCACAUGACAUAACAUUGAAAUUGAAUGGGGAGCUAGUUUAUACUGACACCGAAGCAAGAACUGUGAAUAGAGUGAAGAACAAAGAUACAGAGGAAAUCAUCAAACUUGAAGGGUGGAAACCUUAUUACAUCUGCAAUACCUUUGCAGAUGAUCUCCUAGUUACCAUGUUUAGUGAUGACGAAAAGCAGUCUAAAGUGGUACGUUACAAAGACCUCGAAGAGAGUCAAACCAUUCAGUUUGAUAUUGAAGGUCAACCUCUCUUUUCUGCCGAUUAUCUCAAAUAUAUCAGUGAGAACAGGAAUGGGGACAUUUGUGUGGCAGACUUUGGUGACAGUGCUGUGGUCGUUGUGGACAGAGAUGGAAACUUACGAUUCCGAUACACUGGUCAUCCCUCUAAAACCAAGGGACCAUUUAAUCCAUAUGGCAUCACCACAGACAGUCAGAGUCAGAUAUUGAUUGCAGACUUGUAUAACAACUGUGUUCAUAUAUUAGAUCAAGAUGGACAAUUUCUUCGCUAUAUUGACACCUGUGAUCUUGAAAAACCGUGGGGUUUAUGUGUAGAUUCCAAAGACAACCUCUUUGUGGCAGAGUGUGAAAGUGGUAAAGUGAAGAAAAUAAAGUACAUGUAGUAAAA